This is a messenger RNA of Gekko japonicus, 1707 nucleotides long. RefSeq names its product actin-fragmin kinase-like. The record is from RefSeq and is a predicted model, not a curated record. The transcript has 13 exons. Gene Ontology annotation, molecular function: protein binding. The coding region runs from base 1 to 1707 and encodes 568 amino acids. Lineage: Eukaryota; Metazoa; Chordata; Lepidosauria; Squamata; Gekkonidae.
AUGGACAGCUCCCCUCGUCAAGAUGAGUCUGUCAUUUUUCUUUCGCCCACAGCAUCAGCUAGUAGUAUACUAGAGCAAGGGGAAACAAGCCUUAAUGAUGAAGAACUGGCAUGGCUUCUACAAAAAGAAGCCCACCCUUUGGAGUUCAUUGAAAGUGUUAACAAGCAAAUGGAUAAGGCUAUCAAAGUAAAAAUGAAAUUAUCCCAGAGCAAUGUCAACAGUGACCUGUGUUUUUGCCUGGGCAGGUGUUUGGUGUGGGAAGGUGAAUGGAGGGUGGAUGUUCUGAUGGCUUCGUUGAAGCAAGCAGAGAGUGGUAACCCUAUUAAGCUGCUCUUGACUGUCAAGGAAAAGCUGCUCAACAGCACCCCCACUCGCCCAUUUCAGGCCCCAGAACUGGGUCAGUCACCUGUUCUUCCUGAAGAGAUUGUUUCUGACGUCAAGGGACCAGAUGAGGCUCUUGAGGCUGAAGGCCAGAGAUCAGCAGUACCUGUUAAAGAAAUUGUGCCUGAGAAGAAGGAAUUUUCUCCAUCAUUGGAGACACUGUUGAUGCUUCCAGCUCUAGAAACAACUUCUAUACAGCAAGAAUGUGAGGAGGCCAAACAGAAAACUUGCCAGCCUAGCCCAGUUCCUCUACGGAAGACCAGAAGGGUUCUCUUUGAGCCUUCAGCAGCCAAAGGAGAGGACAAAAUGGAAGAUUUAGAAAUGAAAGAGUUGCAAGCAUGUCCAAGCCCUCGAUGGUGUCAUGCCAUGUGCCUCAGUGACCCUGAAACAGCUGUUUUGAUGGGUGGUGAAGGAGCCAAUCAACAGUUUUGCAAGGAUGCUCUUUGGAAACUGGAAAUUGAUGACGACUUCUGGUUCCCCAUGGACUUCCCAGGGCAAAAUUUUGUGCCACAGUGUUCACGGGGUCACACUGCCACCUAUGACCCAGACACCAAACGUAUCUACAUCUUUGGCGGCCUAAGGGAAGGGAAGCGCUAUAGCAGCAUCCAUGUACUGGACACGACAUCUUGGAAGUGGCUUCGCAUAUCUGCCAAGGGGAAGGUGCCAACACUGGCUUAUCACAGUGCUACUAUCUAUCGUAAGGAGCUGUUUGUCUUUGGAGGUGCGUUCCCAAAAAUCUCAGCCCUGGAGCCUGGAGCCUGCAGUAAUUCACUUUUCAUUUUCAACCCCGAGUAUGAGAUCUGGUACCAACCCAUUGUGGAGGGAGAGAAGCCUCUGCCUAGGCUUGGCCAUUCAGGCACCCUGCUGAGGAACAAGUUGAUCAUAUUUGGGGGCCAGAUGAACUCUACAUACCUGAAUGAUACCCACAUCCUGGAUCUAGGUUUCAUGGAAUACACGUCAGUUCCUUUUCUUUCUGGUCAGCCUUCUGCUCGCAGUUUCCAUGCUGCCAUGCCAGUAUCUGAUCAGAAAGUGCUGAUAAGUGGGGGUUGUAAUGCCAAGGGAGCCUUUCAGGAUGCAUUCACCUUCCACCUUGAUACGUUAACAUGGAAUGCAGUGGUGCACAGUGAUCUUUGUUCGAUACCCCGGGCAGGCCACACGCUGUUGAACUUGACUUCUGUCCACUUGACAGACAUGGAUAAGGAGAGCAGAGGCAAGUGCAACCUGUGCACAGUACUGGUCUUCGGGGGUUCUGACCGUGCUGGAAAGUUCUACAAUAGUACCAGCAAAAUUCAGCUGGACCUUGGGGAGGUGAAGGGAACCUCUUAG